UCGCAUCCCAUGGGCACAGAGCAAGAGACUGUUUAGUUUGUAUUUGUCAAAAAUCAAAGCUUAUUGAACAGAAGAAGAAGACGGAAAAGCUGAUUCUUUAUAUCAGAAUUAAGAAGAAAUAGAAAGAUGGAGGAAUUUUCAAAACCAAUUAGGUUAAUGAAUUUUGUGUCGGAGGAACAGUUAGAUCAAGCUAAACAAUCAAGAGGUGAGCGUGUUGAAGACGGCACUGCUCAGAGAGACCGCCCUCUCUACGAGAUUUUAAAGGAGAACAAAGACAAAAAAGAUGCAGAAUUCAAUGAGCGGUUUAAGCAUAGGCCUCCUAAGGCGUUGGAUGAUGAUGAGACGGAGUUCCUUGAUAACUUAGAAAUGUCGAGGAAGGAAUAUGAGCAACAUAUGGCAGAUGAGGAAGCACAGCAACUAAAGAGUUUCCAAGCAGCAGUUGCAGCACAGUCUACCAUGUUUCAUGAAUUGAAGGAAAAGCCAUCUGUACCGGCAGUUCAGGAGCAAAAAGCGACUGAGAAGAAAAAUCCACCUUCUCGCCCAUUAAGUAUGAUUAUAAAGGUCAAACCACAGGCCAAGAAAGCAAAGACAGAACAUGUAUAUGUUGAAUCUUCAGAUAUGAAAAAACCUGAUGUUGAUACAGAAAAAUCUUCAGACCUAGUGAGAACACCUAAUGGUGGUUCUAAUGUGUUACAUGAUGUUGCUAAAACUGGCCUUGUUUCAUACAGUGAUGAAAGUGAAGAUGAUGAUUAGAAUGUAUAGAUCGAUCUAUCAAGGCCAGGAAAAAGGCUGGCUAAAGGAGUUUGCAGAGAGGUGACAACACUGUUAGCAAAAGCUACUGCACCGGCCAACACCAGCAGCCGGUUAGAAACCAAUCUCAUCAACAGUGUGUCCAGUAGUAGCAAAAACGAACCAAUUGAUGGCGGCAUGGAUUGGUGAGGCUUUAAAGGUUAUGUUAGUUGUCAUUGUUAGAAUAUGCUAUUUGCCUUUAUUUUGCAACUGUAAUUAUAGAGCAUACAGACAGAAAUGCGUACGGAUUAUUUGUUGAUUAUCAGUUAUCUCAAUAAAUUAUUAUUCCAUGUGA
Messenger RNA from Mercurialis annua (annual mercury), 1084 nucleotides. RefSeq lists its product as uncharacterized. Gene Ontology annotation, cellular component: nucleus. NCBI's taxonomy places the organism in Eukaryota, Viridiplantae, Streptophyta, Magnoliopsida, Malpighiales, Euphorbiaceae. The coding region runs from base 127 to 753 and encodes 208 amino acids. The transcript has 7 exons. The record is from RefSeq and is a predicted model, not a curated record.